Messenger RNA from Marasmius oreades (fairy-ring Marasmius), 743 nucleotides. RefSeq lists its product as uncharacterized. Gene Ontology annotation, biological process: protein folding in endoplasmic reticulum. NCBI's taxonomy places the organism in Eukaryota, Fungi, Basidiomycota, Agaricomycetes, Agaricales, Marasmiaceae. Gene Ontology annotation, cellular component: EMC complex. The transcript has 4 exons. The coding region runs from base 28 to 549 and encodes 173 amino acids. The record is from RefSeq and is a predicted model, not a curated record.
GUUUCAAUUUCAGACUUUGUCCACAACAUGGCAUCUUCCAGGCUGGAUUAUUCUUCCCUUGAAUCAUCCUCAAAAUGGAAAAACCUGCCUACGCCUCCAGGAUUCUCCAAAUCUACCAAAAGCUCCUCUUCUUCGAAUUCUAAAUCUCUCGUUACCGCUCCCCGCCAACAGCAGCUUAAACAGGAUCGUGCUUGGGAUCUUGCAAUCUCCCCGGCAAAGUCUUUGCCAAUGCAGGGCUUCAUGCUUUACAUGUCCGGAGGAGGCGUUCAAAUUUUCAGCAUGGGCAUCGUCUUUAUGUUGCUUUUGUCGCCGUUUAGGAAUCUUGCCGCUAUGAACACCGCAUUUGCACCCUUCGCACCCUUUAACUCCAAGAAUCCAAAGUCACUCUCCACCUUAUUGCUACAAAAACUUGUCUACUUUAUAUGCAACAUGUUGACUCUCGGAGUAGGAUUAUGGAAGUGCCGUUCAAUGGGAUUACUGCCGACAGGAACUGGGGACUGGCUAGCGUUUGAACAGAGGGGACAGCCUCCGGAACUUUCUUUGUUCUAACAUCAGAUUGGGUGUGUUUAUCAUGUAGAAAGGAACUUGCGGCCUGCCCGAACAACCAAGCAGGUGCUUUGUUACCUGAUAUCUGAUAUCUAUCGAAGAAGCAAUCUGUCACAGCCUUUCAACCAUGCCGUCGUUGGCUUCACCAACUUGAAACCUUUGUCAUUUUGUUUACAAAGACAGUAAGAGAGGGAAGG